Messenger RNA from Branchiostoma belcheri (Belcher's lancelet), 681 nucleotides. RefSeq names its product protein eva-1 homolog C-like. The transcript is spliced from 5 exons. Gene Ontology annotation, molecular function: carbohydrate binding. The record is from RefSeq and is a predicted model, not a curated record. Lineage: Eukaryota; Metazoa; Chordata; Leptocardii; Amphioxiformes; Branchiostomatidae. Bases 1 to 681 code for a protein of 226 amino acids.
AUGGGUAUCUCUGCAGCAUCCUUGCGCAGUUUCCAUGUCCAUGGUUGUGACGGGGAGCAUGUGACGUUACGCUGUCCCCAUGGCACGACCAUCAGUAUCCAGCGCGCCAUGUACGGCCGGCAGCUGCCCAGUCUGGAGAUGUGCCCAUCCUAUGCACGCAGUGCAACCCUGUCUGCAGCAGAGGCGGCUAAAGCUGCAGCACAGAAACUUCCCAUCGACGAAAACACCAACUGUGAUUCACCGACUUCUUUACAGAAAAUGCUGGAUGAAUGUCAGAACAAGAGGCACUGCCAGGUGCAGGUGCACACGCAGGUGUUUGGAGUCGACCCGUGUCCAGGCACCAGCAAGUACCUGGAGGUCAAGUACAAGUGCAAACCAAGCCAGUACAAGGGGAGGGUAGCCUGUGAUGGAGACACACUCAGACUGCGCUGUAAGAAGAACCACAGACUCGCUAUCUACACAGCCAUGUACGGUCGGGGACAGGACGGCAGUCUGGAGUGUCCAUCUAAUAUACCUCAGCCACACAAUGAAUGCAGAUCUGCGAGUGCCUUACAGAGGAUAAUCCAGCAGUGUCAGGGGAAGCCGCGCUGUGUGCUGGAGGCUGACAGUGGGGAAUAUGGAGACCCCUGUCCCCGGGGGACCAGGAAAUACGUCAGCGUCAUCUACACAUGUGGUGAGUAG